AAUAAUUCUCUAUCUAAGAUGACAUAUACUAGCAGUGGAACAACAACAACGACUAACCCUCAAUUUUCACCACCAAACCAUGAUGAUAGAUGAAGUAUUAGAAGAAACCUUAAUUUAAUUUUCCACCAUGGAUGGCGUAUUCAACCUCCCUGAAGCCACCAGGAGCGACUUUCUCCGCUCUCUCUUGCACACUUUUGGUUGCACAUACAUAUGCCUCUGGCACUGCCACUCAUCAUCUAAUAAUUUAUUGUUCUUGGAUGGGAUUUACAAUAAUGUAAGUAGCACCGUAGCUGAAGAAACGCUUUUUAAUCUAUAUCAGCGUUUAACCUUUGAUGCCGCCAGUGAUGAGUGGGUUCCUGGUGCGGCUUUCAGGAGGCAAAUGGCCUAUUUAGAGCUUCAACAAUUGGAUCUUCUAAGACUUGCAUCCGCAGUUAUCCAAACACAAUUCUAUCUGGAAGCAAGGAUUGAGAGAGCUAUUUUCAUGGGGUGCAGCAAAGGGGAAAUUGAGCUUGGUUUCUCCACUAUCCCUCAAAUUGACAUGAAAGCAGCAGUGAAGAGUUUAUUCCCAGAAGAUUUUUCAAGACAGCAGAUUCAUCAUCCAGCUUCAUCGUCUUCAAGCUCUUGCCCUAGCCAUGAAUUCUCAUCCUUACGAGGAGUAUUGUUACCCGCACCAGAGGGUGAGCAAGAAGCAAUCAUAAGAGCAAUCCUUCAUGUUAUUUCUUCUUCUUCUUCACCCGCCACCGCUACUUCUCAACCACCACCAUAUAAUAAUAGUGCUUUCAGGGCAUAUUCUUCAACUGCUUACAAUUUAGUAACAAGUAGCAGCAGCAGCAGGUUUAGUUUAAUGAAGAGAUCUAUAGAAUUCUCUAGAACCCUACAUUUAAUGAGAAUUAGAGACCGCUUUCAUUUCCAACAUCAACACCAACUGCCUCAUCAUCCCCUCAUCAUUGAUACCCAGAAUGCUAAUAAUAAUAAGCAUCUUCGUCACAUCAUAUUAGAGAGAAGAAGACGCGAGAACGAAAACAAGUGUUUCCGGGAACUUAGGGCAUUACUUCCUCCAGGAACGAAGAAACACAAAUCUUCGGUUCUUACAGCGGCAAAGGAGGCAUUGAAGUCUUUAAUUGCUGAAAUUGAAAAGCUUAACAUAAGAAACCAGCAGUUAAAAACACUACUUGGUUCAUCAUCAUCAAGCUAUGUUAAUGUUCAUAGCUCCUCAUCAUCAUCAUCAUCAAAUGAGAGAUUGAACGUUGCGGUGUCACAUGUAGCGGGGUCUUGUCUCAUCAUCGUCAAUCUGAUAUUAUGAUUCGCAUAUUGGAAUUCUUGAAAAACCUUCAGAACCUCAGCUUCGUUUCCAUGGCCACAAACACUAGUACUAAUACACAAGGCACAACCAUCAACCAAAUCAUCUUCAGAUUAAGGAUUCUUCAGGGAAGUGAAUGGGACGAGUCUGGCUUCGUGGAAGCAGUGAGAAGAAUUGUGUCUAACUUAAUACGUAAUUGACAGUUAAUUAUCUUGUAAUAUGGUGGUGAAGAAUAAGAAUCACUGAGUUAAUUAUUUUCUAAUUUUUAAGUAUUUAAAUAUUAAUUUUAGUAUUUAUUAGUUAAUUAGAAUUUUUGUAGAAAAGUAUCAAAUUAUACACAAUAAUUUUUUUUUGUUUGGGGAGGGAGCUUUUCUCUAUUAAUUUUGUAUAAUUGUAGAAAUUUUUGUACCAUUAUUGAAUUAUAAAUUGUGAUGCUUUAAUAA
This is a messenger RNA of Arachis ipaensis, 1743 nucleotides long. Its product is annotated as putative transcription factor bHLH041. Lineage: Eukaryota; Viridiplantae; Streptophyta; Magnoliopsida; Fabales; Fabaceae. Gene Ontology annotation, molecular function: protein dimerization activity. The record is from RefSeq and is a predicted model, not a curated record.